Molecule: messenger RNA, 5343 nt
Organism: Colias croceus (clouded yellow)
Lineage: Eukaryota; Metazoa; Arthropoda; Insecta; Lepidoptera; Pieridae
Gene: SK
Product: small conductance calcium-activated potassium channel protein
Exons: 18
Coding region: 543-3134 (863 amino acids)
Biological process (GO): potassium ion transmembrane transport
Cellular component (GO): plasma membrane; neuronal cell body; neuron projection
Molecular function (GO): calmodulin binding; small conductance calcium-activated potassium channel activity
Source: RefSeq, a predicted model, not a curated record
CGGCGAACGGAUGUAUGUACGCCGUCUGUAUUAAAUUUCGCACAGUAUCCGAAACUCGCUCGUUAUAUCCACGAGCGAUUUUGCUUAAAAAAACAAAGCUACACAUAUCUAUGAUUAAAAAAGUGCUAUCUUAUUACUUUAUAAGUUAUAUCGCUAAAGCAAUUUAUUUAAAAGCAGCGGCCGAUCGUAAGUGGAUGUGUUUGUGAUGGAUUCGAGGUACCUAUAAACUUUUGUUCGCUCUCCUAAGCCUUUUGUGUUUUAGGACAAAUUACUUAACCCUUAUAGUAAACCCUUACAACCCAUUGGUCCAAAAAAGUGACUUAUACAACGUACAAUAUCGAUACAAUUCAUAUCCUAUUUGUAACUUUAUUUAUUAAAUUCGAGUGUGUGGACCAAAGUUUGUAAAACUGUAUAUAUUUUUCGGAAAAGUGUAUAUUGUAGUGUAGUGUGUACAUAGUUGGUGUUACCUAUGUAGGUCAAGACACUUGAAAACUUAUAAUCGACGAUUUCUGAUCGAUAUCGUGUAACAUAUCAGGUUAAAAAUGUCUGUACCCACGACUGAUAGUACAGAAGCUAUUACAAAUUCCGGUUAUGGAAGCAGCGAUGAAACGGCUAGCCUCCUUGUAUCAGGCCCUUCAGUAACCGUCAUCGUGCCGAAAGAAAAUAGAAGUGUCAAACCAGUGCUACAAAGACAAGACUGCACUACCCAUCUUAGACCUCAGUUAUCUGGUGGCCCCGGAAGCGAAGAAAGCGCUGCCUCCAUACGAGUUGAAGACGGAACAACUAGAAGCGUUCCUGACAUAGAAUUACAAUGCAGAGACCAAGCGGACCGCCCGCAAACUUUAGUAUCACCAGUCGCAACCUGCUCUCACAGAGGCUCUGUAACGUGCCAGCUAGUUCCACACUCAUAUAAUAGAUGUCGCGUUUGCGAACGAAGGCAGUCAACGGCGCCAAUAUCAGCGCUGCAACUAGCGCGAUCUGUAUCGCGGGAAAGCGUUCGUUCAGCUCUGCACUACCCAUGCGGGUGCAGUUCACUACACGCCGUCAGCACGUGUCCUGUCAUUCAACCUCCAGCCUUAUUGCUACCGGCGUCAAGUAACAGAAUCAUUCGGCAGAGUUCUCAGCCGGAAUCUAGCGCAUGCGCGGCGCACUGUGCUCAUCAUAGCCACCACCACCCUAGCGCCUCCCUGCGGCAACUGCGGGAACCAGGCGAUGGAAUCGCUGGCAUCGCCGCGGACUCCCUCCGUAUUAAUGGAGGGAUGCGACCCUUCAAGCAGGGGCUGCUCCUCUGCCCACAAACCCUGUCGCAGACUCGCCGGGCCCGACUGAGGCGCGCAUUCACUGAGGCCACGGGAGAUACAGUGACCUACGUUAGAACGUUGCGAAAGCCGGUGUCGACGCUCUCGAUCCCGGGAACCAUGAAGGCCUACUCCGGCGGGCGGGAAGCGAGCGAGGAGGCCGGCGUGGCGCUGGUCGGAGUGCACAGCGAGUACCCGCGGUUCGGCGAAGAGAGGGCGCUCGGAGGCGGCACGUAUAAGGGCGGGGGGACUGCUAAGCAUAAACCUAAUAUAGGAUAUAGGUUAGGUAGAAGAAAGGCACUAUUUGAAAAGAGGAAAAGGAUAAGUGAUUACGCUUUAGUUAUGGGCAUGUUUGGUAUAAUAAUAAUGGUAAUAGAAAAUGAACUGUCGAGUGCAGGUGUAUAUAGUAAGGCUUCAAUAUAUUCUCAGGCUCUCAAGACGCUUAUAUCAAUGUCAACUGUGAUUUUACUUGGCCUAAUCGUCGCGUAUCACGCCUUAGAAGUACAGUUAUUUAUGAUAGACAACUGCGCUGACGAUUGGCGGAUAGCAAUGACGUGGCAGAGGAUAGCUCAGAUCGGACUCGAACUGGCGAUAUGCGCAGUCCAUCCUAUACCGGGCCAAUAUACAUUCACUUGGACCACUAAACUAGCCAAUAAGGGAGGCGUUAUUGGUGUAGAAGUUGGCACAAUGUAUAAACAAAUACAGGUACCAUACGAUGUAACUCUAUCGCUACCAAUGUUUCUUCGUCUUUACCUUAUAUGCAGGGUUAUGCUGCUACACAGCAAACUAUUUACUGACGCUUCUUCUAGGAGUAUAGGAGCAUUAAACAGGAUUAAUUUUAAUACUAGAUUUGUAUUGAAGACUCUUAUGACUAUAUGUCCGGGAACUGUGUUACUUGUAUUCAUGGUUUCCUUAUGGAUAAUUGCAAGCUGGACGCUUCGUCAAUGCGAGAGGUUUCACGAUGAGGAACAUGCUAACCUACUCAAUGCGAUGUGGCUUAUCGCAAUUACUUUUCUCUCCGUUGGUUUUGGUGACAUUGUGCCAAACACAUAUUGUGGCAGAGGUAUCGCUGUUAGCACCGGCAUUAUGAAUAAAAUGCCGAAAGGGGCAGGAUGCACAGCCUUAUUAGUGACCGUUGCUUCGAGAAAAUUAGAGUUAACUAGAGCAGAGAAGCAUGUGCAUAACUUCAUGAUGGAAACUCAGCUCACGAAAAAGCUGAAAAACGCUGCGGCGAAUGUGUUGAGAGAGACUUGGUUAAUAUACAAACACACACGACUCGUGAAGAGGGUCCAUCCAGGGAGAGUAAGGACGCACCAGAGAAAGUUUUUAUUAGCUAUUUAUGCAUUAAGAAAGGUAAAAAUGGAUCAAAGGAAACUGAUGGACAACGCCAACACAAUAACAGACAUGGCGAAGGACCCCUUCUUGUUACAGACCCAGAACACAGUGUACGAAAUUGUAUCAGACAUGAGCACAAGACAAGAUAGUAUAGAGGAACGGUUGACGAGUUUAGAAGAAAAGUUAAGUACACUACAGGAACAAGUGAACAGUUUACCAGAUGUGAUGGCGCGGUGCUUACAGCAGUGCUGGGAGCGGGCGGAGCAGAGGCGGAACUUUCUGCACCCAGACGCGGCGGCUGUGCCAACCCCGCCAGCUGCUAAUAUUUCUCCUUAUGCCAGAACAAUCCCUGCCAGCACGCACGGCUGGCCGGCGAGCCCCGUGCUGCAGCCGGCGGCGACGGCGCGCGCGCACUCUGCGCCCGAGAGCGCGGGCGCGCCGUCCCCCGCACCACAGCCCCCAAGCCCCGCGCCUCACCCCCGCCCGCCUCUGCCCAGCUGAGUACCGCCCUCCAACUCCGAACUCCUCUGCUGAACUCGACGAAACUCGGCGCCCCUCCUCUGACCCCCCCUUUUGUUACACGAGGCCAUCGGGUAAAUUGUUUCACGUUAUAUUUCGACGACUUUACCGAGACUUUCUUUUUUACCGAUGUUUUUUAAUGGACGUGUUCAAAAAGUGCUAAAUGACUGUGAAAUAUUUACCCCGGAUCGUCAGCGCGGAGCGAGAUAAGGUCAGCCGCAGUUUUCUUCGCUGUUCCGUAAAGUUUCGGAUGUGAUGGACUGUUUAGUGUUACGUAGAUAAUGAUGGACGGAAGGACGAGCCGAUGUGAUUACGAUGCUUUAUUUAAAGACGCUUUAGCCAAUACCUUAGAUGAUAUUUUGAUUAAAUUAUCACCGUUUGUAAAAAAUAAUGUUCAUGUCUCGUUUAAGGUGAAUCCGAAAUUAAUUUUAUAUAAACUGUAUCAAUAAGUUUAAUUUAUUUAUACAUUCGAUGAAUCACGUCACAAAUAUUGUAUUUGUUCAGGUGUGUUUUGUUAACCGAGUACGUUAUUAUUAAUCGACACAUGUAACUGAUGGCAACUGUUUGAGAAUUGAAUAGAUCUUUUAUACACACGUAGUAUAUAGAUGUUUGAAAGCAGCGAGAUAUAGGUACAGAUAUUAGUCUUGGUCACUUCUUUAUAAGUAUAAACUUUACAUAGUUCAGUUAAUAUAACUUCAGGAACAAUACGCAUAGCAGAAAUGUCUCACGUUAAAUAAAUAAAAAAGUAUAGCUCAAAGAUAAAAUUAAUAUCGACAUGGCAAUUAUUUUACUCGCACAAUCAAAAUAAAAUAUAUAAAAUUGUGAGGUUUUUAAAGAAGUAGAUACUGUACCAGUAUAGGGUAAUGCAUAAACAUUCUAAUAAAUGCAAAUUAAAAGUUAAAUAAUAACUGUGACAUUUCUGCUAGAUACGUAGAGUUAUCUGCUACAACCAUCUUACAGACCUUAUAGGUUUCUUUAAACUGUAUACACACUUAGUUAAUAGAAAAAUUGUUAUUACUUAUUGACGUAGAUGUAAUUUUUAUAACAUAGAAUAAGCAAGCUUCGUAUUAAGACAUUAAGAUUGAUGGCUGUCUAAAUAGUGCCUAAAACACUACAAAAAUUUCGAUAAUUCAGUUUUAUUAUCUUAAAUAUUAUUAAUAACCUGUAAAUAGUACCUAGUUUGUAAUGAGAGUAUAAUAAUGAUUACUAGCUUGUAUGGGAAGGAGUUGUGGGAACAAUUUAUUUAUAUUUUUUGUUAACAUUAUCGUCUAAAACAUUUUCACUUUAAUAAUGUAUCUCCCUAUUGAAAUACCCAAUAUUUAUACCUAGAAUUACGUCACUGUUGAAUUCUUUCAUAGAUAUUUAGUAAGUAACAUAAAAUCUAUAACUGUAUGUUAAUCUACUAAAAAUAAUUUGAAAUUUAAAUCACAUUGUCCAAUAAAGUUAUAUGAUGCGUUGAAUUUCAGUAGCCCUAGGUAAUACCAAUAUGUGUUUUAUAUCUUGAUUGUAAACAAUUAAUAUUUUUGUUAUAUAGGUUCUUAAUAAAUAUUUUAUGUAGCUAUCGAAUUUUUUUAAACAUUACUUUUAUCUAUGGCGAAAAAAUAUUAUAUUUGUUAAAACCGAAUAUCUUGUACUAAUGCAUUUUUAAUCUGUGUAUUGUUACAGAUCAUAACUAUGUUAUUUAAAUUUAUGUUUGUAGCAAAAUUAUAUAAAGAUUGAAGUAACUAUAUUUAUAGACAAGGGUAAAAUAUUAUUGUAAGUUAUCAGUAUGCGGCCUUAGUAAUUAUUUAGUACGGCAAAAUAUUUUAGUAAUUAGGUAUUACGUUCGUUUGUGUUGCGUUAUAUUUUGCUAAUCUAUAAGUAAUUGGUUUCUAUAUUUAGUACAAUAUAAAUUAUUCCUAUUAGACGUUCGAUAUGAAACACCAAUUAGUGUAGAAUAGAAUAAUAUUUGUCUAGCUGUAGGUGUUGAUUUUACACAACCUUACUGUUAUUACAAAAUGUGUUUAUUUGAGUUUUUAGUUACUAAUAGAUAGAUGCUUAACUUACUCGCUACCUUUUCAAUUACUAACGGUACUAAAUCAUUGUUUUUAACCAAAACUAUGUCUCUGUGUUUGUUUUUUCGUUUGUGAUAAUGUUUUUCUAUGCCUUGUUUAAUUGUUAAGCUUAUUAAAUGUUCAUUUAAACUUGUAAG